UAUACAGUUAAAUUAAUUAAUAAUCUGCUGAAAUUCUAUUUAAAUUAAAGUGCUGCUGAUAUGUAUUUUAUGUAAAUUUAUUUUAAAAGUCAUUUUUAAUAUUUGAUUUCCACUAAUAUUUUUAGCUUAACCUUUGCUUGAAAAAAGAUAAUUGUUUAAUUAUACCGAACCAAACCUAAUCUAUCUAAACCAUUGAUUGAACCAUUUAACCGGUUAUCUACAAAGGGGGAAAAUCUAUUAGUCCUUCCUUCUUCCUCGUUCCGCUCCGGCUUCACAUUGUCGCCGACGCAAAGCAAGCUUCUCCGAUCUUCGAUCUUCCUCAUCCGCCAAAAGGAGAAUGGCUACAGCUACGUAUCCGCCGCCUCCUCCGUAUUACAGACUCUACAAGGAUUACUCUGAAAGCCCUAGCUCUGUUCCUGAACCUCCGUCUCCGAUUGAAGGAAGCUACGUUUGUUUCGGUGGCAAUUAUACUACGGAGGAUGUUCUUCCAAGCUUGGAAGAGCAAGGAGUUCCACAGCUUUAUCCCAAUGAUUCAAUUGUUGAUUACGAGAAGGAACUCCGGUCUUUAAAUAGAGAACUCCAGCUACAUAUAUUGGAGCUUGCUGAUGUUCUCGUUGAAAGGCCUUCUCAAUAUGCAAAGAGAAUUGGUGAAAUAUCCUCAGUCUUCAAGAACUUGCAUCACCUUCUCAAUUCCCUGAGACCUCACCAGGCGAGAGCAACGCUUAUUCACGUUAUGGAGCUUCAAAUUCAACAGCGGAAGCAAGCUGUGGAGGACAUUAAGAGGAGGAGAGAAGAAGUACAGCGACUUCUAAAGGAUGCGUUCAUCACUUUAGAUGGACAAUAGAGUGACCCAUUUCAUGUAAAACUUAUUUCUCUGAUUGCUACCUUCCAAGCUUAUUUGACCAAGACUUGGGUAGAUACAGUGUACAUGGAAUGUAUUAUACCAGAACUAACCGCUUCUUUUCUUCUUGAGAAAAGUAAACCGGUUAUAUAAUACGCCCAGAAUGAACCGGAGUUAGAUAUGAA
This is a messenger RNA of Brassica napus (rape), 1026 nucleotides long. Its product is annotated as mediator of RNA polymerase II transcription subunit 7a. Gene Ontology annotation, molecular function: transcription coregulator activity. Lineage: Eukaryota; Viridiplantae; Streptophyta; Magnoliopsida; Brassicales; Brassicaceae. Gene Ontology annotation, biological process: regulation of transcription by RNA polymerase II. The coding region runs from base 338 to 844 and encodes 168 amino acids. Gene Ontology annotation, cellular component: mediator complex; core mediator complex. The record is from RefSeq and is a predicted model, not a curated record. The transcript is spliced from 6 exons.